CGGAUCCGGAUCUCCCCCCUCCGCUACACUCGCUCCAUAUUCGUUCGGUCAUUCAUUCAUUCAUUGAUUCAUUCUUUUUAUUCUUUCAUCUCCUUCCACGAGCGCACUGUCUCUCUGCUGUCUAGCCUCGGCACAGUCACUGCACCAAGCCGCCAAUCUCAUCUAUGGCGUUCUGCGUGCGAGCAGACAUCGCUCUUCCCUCCCCCAUACUCACUCCCUGGCCGAACCACCCCGCUCUUUCUCAUCCCGCCCGAUCUCUCUCCCUCUCCUCCCGAAACCCCCCUCGCGCCGCUUCUCUGUCCUCCGUCAGAGCGUCUUCCCCGUUCGCUUCCUCUCCCACCGCCACGGCCACCGAUGCGCAGGGCAUAAGCGUUAAAUCCGUUUCCACCAAGCCGAUCGAAGGCCAGAAGACUGGCACCAGUGGCCUCCGGAAGAAGGUGAAAGUGUUCAUGGAAGAUAACUACCUCGCCAACUGGAUCCAGGCGUUGUUUAAUUCGCUGGCGCCUGAGGAUUUCAAGAACGGGGUGCUUGUGUUGGGAGGCGAUGGCCGGUAUUUCAACCAAGAAGCUUCCCAGAUAAUAAUCAAGAUCGCAGCGGGAAAUGGAGUUGGCAAAAUCUUGGUUGGCAAGGAUGGUAUUAUGUCCACACCAGCUGUUUCUGCGGUGAUACGGAAGAGGAAGGCCAAUGGUGGUUUCAUAAUGAGUGCAAGUCAUAAUCCUGGUGGGCCAGAAUAUGAUUGGGGUAUCAAGUUUAACUACAGCAGCGGGCAACCAGCACCUGAAUCCAUUACUGACAAGAUUUAUGGAAACACACUUUCUAUAUCUGAAAUUAAGAUGGCUGAAAUCCCAGAUAUUGAUCUCUCUAGUCUUGGAGUUACAAAGUAUGGGAAUUUCAGUGUUGAAGUAGUUGAUCCAGUUUCUGAUUACUUGGAGCUAAUGGAGAAUGUAUUUGAUUUCUCACUUAUUAGAAGUCUUAUUUCACGGCCAGAUUUCAGGUUUAUAUUUGAUGCCAUGCAUGCAGUUACAGGUGCUUAUGCAAAACCCAUAUUUGUUGACAAGCUGGGAGCCAGUCCAGAUUAUAUUUCAAAUGGAGUGCCUCUUGAAGAUUUUGGGCAUGGUCAUCCAGAUCCCAAUCUCACAUAUGCCAAGGAUCUGGUCAAUAUUAUGUUUGGCGAGAAUGGACCUGAUUUCGGAGCUGCAAGUGACGGUGAUGGUGACAGAAACAUGAUUCUUGGUCGAGGGUUUUUUGUCACUCCUUCAGAUUCUGUUGCAAUGAUUGCAGCCAAUGCUCAGGAAGCCAUUCCAUACUUCCAGAGUGGACCUAAAGGUUUGGCUAGAUCAAUGCCAACAAGUGGUGCUCUAGAUCGUGUUGCUCAGAAGUUGAAUCUUCCCUUUUUUGAGGUUCCAACAGGUUGGAAAUUCUUUGGGAAUCUUAUGGAUGCUGGGAAGCUAUCAAUUUGUGGCGAAGAAAGUUUUGGAACAGGCUCUGAUCACAUUCGUGAGAAGGAUGGCAUAUGGGCAGUGUUGGCUUGGCUUUCAAUAAUUGCAUAUAGAAACAAGGAUAAAAAACCUGGGGAGAAAUUGGUUUCUGUCUCUGAUGUAGUGAAGGAGCAUUGGGCCACUUAUGGAAGAAACUUCUUUUCUAGAUAUGAUUAUGAAGAAUGUGAGUCUGAAGGAGCCAACAAAAUGAUUGAAUAUCUUAGGGAUUUGGUAUCUACAAGCAAGGCCGGGGAUAAGCAUGGAGAUUAUGUCCUUCAACUUGCAGAUGACUUCACAUAUACUGAUCCUGUAGAUGGAAGUGUGGUGUCCAAGCAAGGUGUCCGGUUUGUUUUCAGUGAUGGAUCAAGGAUAAUAUUUCGUCUUUCGGGGACUGGUUCAGCAGGUGCAACUGUUAGAAUUUACAUUGAACAGUUUGAGCCGGAUGUGUCUAAACAUGAAAUGGAUGCCCAAACAGCACUAAAACCAUUAAUAGAUCUCGCGUUAUCUCUAUCAAAGCUGAAGGACUUUACCGGAAGGGAGAAGCCUACAGUCAUUACAUAAGAGCGUAGUCUAUGACAUAAUCUCAUACAAAGAGGCCUCAUUAGUGGUAAUGCGGAAGCAGGUUGGGCAUUCCAUCUUUCACCUGCACGUUUGUCAUAUUUAUGUUUCAUUUAGUGCCGACCGCAGCACAUGCGGUCCCUCAGAGCAAAUAAGUCAACCCAUGUAAAAUAGCUGUAAUGUAUAUGUGGAAAUAAAAUUUGCUCUUCAUAAUAGUUCUGAUUUAUAAAACUUGUAUAUAGAUACUA
Molecule: messenger RNA, 2284 nt
Organism: Diospyros lotus (date-plum)
Lineage: Eukaryota; Viridiplantae; Streptophyta; Magnoliopsida; Ericales; Ebenaceae
Product: phosphoglucomutase, chloroplastic
Exons: 21
Coding region: 165-2039 (624 amino acids)
Biological process (GO): carbohydrate metabolic process
Cellular component (GO): cytosol
Molecular function (GO): magnesium ion binding; phosphoglucomutase activity
Source: RefSeq, a predicted model, not a curated record